Molecule: messenger RNA, 1889 nt
Organism: Rubroshorea leprosula
Lineage: Eukaryota; Viridiplantae; Streptophyta; Magnoliopsida; Malvales; Dipterocarpaceae
Source: the annotation of a GenBank genome assembly
AACAAAUUUCCCGGAAAAUGAUUUUCUCACGGGAACAGGAAAUCCUGGAAAAAACGCGGUGAUCAAGGACGGGAACUCGCAACUCUUUCUGGCGUUCAUUUCUUCUCGCAGAAAAAUUAGUGCGGUCGCACCUUAGAUUAGAGAUCAAUGCGAUAACAAUGACCAUAAUCCUGUCCGAUCUAAGAUGAAUCCCAGAAAGCCCGACGGUCCACAACUGAUAAUCCUGUUCUUUCCCUGAAGAAUCCGUUUGAUAGCAGGGAUAUAAUCGUUUUAAAGAAUAGAAGAAAUGUUGAGGUUGUGGAGAUGGUACCAGAAUUGCUUGGCAAUCCACCCAGUGAAGACGCAAGUUAUAAGCUCGGGUUUAAUUUGGGGAUUUGGGGAUUUUGCAGCGCAGACUGUUACCCAUUUCACCGCCAAGAGGAAUCGCCAGUUUCAGGAAAAUGAUAAAAAAUUGAAGAUCAAUUGGAAACGAGUGGCUACAACAAGCUUGUUUGGGUUUGGAUUUGUUGGACCAGUUGGCCAUUUUUGGUAAUUGUCUCUUACCUUUGAGAAUCGACAUGGAUUUACUUGACUAAAGGGCAUGAUGUCUAUAUGGACAUGUAAUGAAAAGGAUACUUCAUCAAAAUGUGGGUAUAUAACCUUAAAUGCUCAGUUUGUUAACUAUUGUUACUCCAAACUAAAAUAUUAAAUGGUGCAUAUUAUAUGAAAACUUACUAAGACGUAAAGUUCAGAUCAUGGAGUAUCAUCUUAAUGAUUUUUGUUUUGUUGGGAUUAGAUAAUGCUGUAGGGAGCUACUCUUGUAUGAUUUUGGCAAGGUCUUCUUCAAUCACAUGCAUCUGUUGGUGCUCCUUCAAUGUGUGCCUGGGUCAUUUCUUGGGGCCACAAGAAUGAACUGAACUUUGGUUUUGUCUUCACUAAUCAACUUCUGUUAUCUUACCUCGUUUGAUCUAGUCUCAUGGUGAUUUGCUAAGGCAUUUAAACCCAAAUAUUUGCAGUGGAUUUUUAGUAUAUGAACAUUCCUAACAUCAAAAGAUGUGCUGGAGAUUUACAAAUUGGAGGCUGGUUUACUAGAGGACUUUGAAAUAACUUGUGAUUGCCUCAUUUUCCCUUUGAGGAGCCAUUUAUCUGUGGUAGAAGUUGAAGGGACAAGAUGAAACAAGUCUUACUCUUCUCCUAGCGUGCUUGUUAUUUGUGCUCACUUCUUCUUGGCCUUUUGUAGGUAUGAAGGUCUAGAUCGAUAUAUAAGGUUACGACUUUUUCUACAGCCAAAUACUUAUCGUUUUGUAGCUGCUAAGGUAGCAAUUGAUGGGCUCAUCUUUGGUCCAUUGGAUUUGCUCGUGUUUUUCUCUUAUGUGGGAUUUUCUACCGGAAAGAGUAUGACUCAAAUUAAGGAAGAUGUGAAGAGGGAUUUUAUCCCAGCGUUACUUCUUGAAGGAGGUAUAUGGCCAAUUGUUCAAGUUGUAAAUUUUCGGUUUAUACCAGUAAGGUACCAGCUACUUUAUGUAAACUUCUUCUGCUUGUUGGAUAGCUGUUUCCUGUCAUGGAUUGAGCAACAAGAGAAUGCUCCUUGGAAGGAACGGUUGAAAUCUUUGCUACAUUUGAAGUAGAAAGUCAUAGGCUACCAGAUGAGUUAGAAUACCCUUCUCAAGAUUCAUUGCAGGUUAAAUUGUUCAAAAUGCAAAUAUAUACGAGGGUAAUAGUGAUAAAACCUACAGAGAAUUCAGAAUUUUCAGGUUUUCAGGUUUUCAGGUUUUAGGAGUUACUUUUUGGUCUGCUCAUGUUUAUCUGAUUCCCCUUCUGCAUACAAACAAGUACCUGCUCAUUAUGAUCUUCAAACAACUUCUUUCAUAGAUAUUCUGUUAAUUUUCUAUGUGUAUAUUUUUCGACUC